GUGUGCGUGUGCGUGUGCUCAGCCUCAGCGUGAGGGGCACCUGCUUGGCUGGGCUCACAGCGGAGGCAGCCGCGCCGUGAGCUGCCGCCGCCGCCGCCGCCGCUGGUGCUGCCGCUCUCCAGCGCCAGGCUCCCCGCCGCCGCCACCGCCUGCUCGCCAGCCAGAGUUGGGCUCCGUGGGGCUUCCCCCCGCGUAGCCUCGGUCCUUCCCCGCUGCCUGCAAGUCAGCCUGGCUCCGAGUCACGUGUCAGUGCCUGAGGCAGAGACCGAGAGAAAAAAACGCGCUUCAUUCCUUCUUCCACCGCCAUACUGUAUUUUAUACUAAAUCACAUUUUUAUUCCAACAUUUUACUCCCGCUCGGGUUAAAACAAGGCGAGCCAACCAUGACUGGCAAAACACAGACCAGCAACGUCACCAAUAAGAAUGACCCCAAGUCCAUCAACUCCCGAGUUUUCAUCGGAAACCUAAAUACAGCCAUUGUCAAGAAAGUUGACAUUGAAGCCAUUUUCUCAAAGUAUGGAAAAAUAGUGGGCUGCUCAGUGCACAAAGGUUAUGCAUUCGUACAGUACAUGAGUGAACGGCACGCAAGGGCUGCAGUCGCCGGAGAAAAUGCCAGGAUCAUCGCAGGUCAACCACUUGAUAUCAACAUGGCAGGGGAACCCAAACCGUACAGACCAAAACCUGGAAAUAAAAGGCCCCUUUCAGCACUUUAUAGACUUGAAUCUAAGGAGCCUUUCCUGUCUGUUGGUGGUUAUGUCUUUGACUAUGAUUACUACAGAGAUGAUUUCUACAAUAGGUUGUUUGAUUACCACGGCCGUGUGCCUCCGCCUCCCCGUGCUGUGAUCCCACUGAAGCGCCCGAGAGUGGCUGUAACCACGACCCGGAGGGGCAAGGGCGUCUUCUCCAUGAAAGGAGGAUCAAGAUCUACUGUGAGCGGGUCCUCUUCAUCAGCCUCAAAGUUGAAAUCAGAUGAGUUACAGACAAUCAAGAAAGAAUUAACCCAGAUCAAAACUAAAAUUGACUCCUUGCUAGGGCGCCUGGAGAAGAUUGAGAAGCAGCAGAAAGCAGAGGCAGAAGCUCAGAAGAAGCAGUUGGAAGAGAGUAUAGAGCUGAUCCAAGACGAAUGUGUGUCAGAGAACGCAGAUCACUCUACAGAGGAACCUGCUGAAGGAGGGCCAGACGCGGAUGGAGAAGAGAUGACUGAUGGGAUAGAGGAGGACUUCGAUGAAGAUGGGGGUCAUGAGCUGUUUCUACAGAUAAAAUGAUUUGAAGUAAUGUGCGACACCACGAAAGCAGAAAAGAGAAACUGUGACAACACCCAGAAAUGUGAAAGGAAGCUUCUUACUGGAUAGCAACAUCUUUGGUUCAAUUUAUAUAAAUACCCAAAUAAGUAAAUAAAAUGGACAGUAUUGUUCAGUUUUAGAAGUUCCAUUUCUUCUUUGUUCUAAACUUGUCAGGGUUUUAUGGUUUCAAUUGUAAAUGUGUUUUCCUCCCACAAAUUAUAUUUGGUUUUGGCUUGUUUUUUAAGUCUUAACAGUCAUAAAAUGUGAAAGGCAGUUAUGAAUGAUAAGGGAGAUACUGUAUACAAAUGUAUAUUUGUAAAAGCUAUUUUUAUGAUUAGCAUGUUUUACUGUUGAUCAUAUAUAAAGUCAGGUGAUACUACAAUUCUAUGUUUAAAGCUUAUUUCCAAUACUCAUGUAAGAAAAAAAUAUACCAUAUGCUACUUUUUAUAAUUUAUUUUUAAUUUAUAGUCCAAAAUAAUUCAGUUCAUAAGGAUAAAAUAUUUGAAAAGGAUCUAUUUCUGCCCUCUGUAAGCACCAUUUUUAUUACUAAAGAAUGAAAAUAUUUCAGAUCUCAUAAAAUAGUUAAAGGACUAUUGGUUGGACCUGUGACUGACUUGAACAUGCUCAUCUCUGGUGAACUGAAUUGAUCUAAUUAUUAUGUGAUACUCCAAACUGGGUUAUGACGAGGUUUCAAUGCUUGACUAGGUGAAAACCUGGAUGGCAAGGAAAAGAGUGUCUUUUCUUUGGACCAAGAAGUUUAAAGGAAUACAGAUGUCACUUCAUCCUAUCUCCUGAUCUCAAGAAUUCUCCAUGCCCAAGCGUUGCAAGUGUUUUCCAAAUGCUCUUAGUUGUCUUGUGCUGUGGAAAUGGAGGAAACCAUCUUCACAGACUGUAGGAAAAUUCAUCAUAGAAUUUCUUAAUAAAUACUGUUUCUUUUAAAACAAA
This is a messenger RNA of Elephantulus edwardii (Cape elephant shrew), 2227 nucleotides long. Its product is annotated as RNA-binding Raly-like protein-like. Lineage: Eukaryota; Metazoa; Chordata; Mammalia; Macroscelidea; Macroscelididae. Bases 383 to 1264 code for a protein of 293 amino acids. Gene Ontology annotation, molecular function: RNA binding. The transcript has 9 exons. The record is from RefSeq and is a predicted model, not a curated record. Gene Ontology annotation, cellular component: nucleus.